AUGGGAGUGUCCCACCAGAUUGCAGGGGCAAGAAAACAGAGCCCAAUCCACCGAAUCAGGAAAAAAAUGCUCCCACAUAUGUGGCAGAAUCUACAAGUUACGAGGUCGCGGAUUAAAUGUUUGCUUCGACCUCCUGAAGUUUCAAUGGGUGAGAAGGCCAGGGCACUGCGACCUCGAGUGAAGGCAGCGGGAAAGGGUUUAGAGCGCUACCGUGCUCUCGCUUUGCAUACCACCUCAUGUAUUUUGCGCGGGAAAAUAACACGGAAGUUCCUGCUGAGUGAGAGAAAGGAUAAUGAGCGUCGACGUCAGCUUUACUGCACUUUUAUUGAGAGAAGGCAGCGAGCACCGGAACCAGUCCAAGAUGGCGUCCCUCGCAUUCCAUCGACACCUCCUGUACACCCACAACUGCAGCGUCCUGGACGCAAACAGCCGAUGACACAAGAGAGUGUCCCAUCUGUGCAGCUGUGUGCUUUUCACAAGGCUGUACACCGUUGUGUAGGUGGCAAGGCAUCACAUUGUCGUGGAGUGUCUGAGCAGAGCUUGUCAGCAUCAGGAGGGCAUUCGAUAGAAACUGCACUGCAGCAUAACCUUCUCUUCCAGCAAUUUUCCUGCCACGCCGCAGAGAAAGCUGAUGCUUUACCAGAGAGCGGCUGCUGUACACAGAAGGACGCAUCGCCAAGAGUUGCCCAUCAAGGAUUGUCGUCACUUCCAAACCCCCGUACGCCCGAAGUUAAUGUAGAGGAAAGCUCCAUAGCCGGCGCAGAGAAGCCCGACCCCGUUCAUAUCAGUCCUACCAACGAGUUCAAGCAAGUCUUAAAAACAUGGAAGUCCAAGGAACUCCAAGCUGCAGCUUAUAGGAAAAAGGGCCCUAUGGAGCAGAUACAAGGCGUGAAAGGGACCGGCAACUCCAAUGGACACGUGAAUAAAUCAGGCCACGCAGGCAACCUCCAGCGAGCAGCAGAUGAGCCACAGGCAAUAGAAGGCAAUAAGCCAAGAGCAACGAACAAACCUAAACCACCAGCAGCGGCAGAAGCGACUAUAGAGUUAACCCCAAAUGCGGCUUCAAAAUCUGUAUCACAGGCAGCCUUUGCAGAACCAUCAGAAGCAACACCAGCGGAUGUGUUGGCAGCAGAACCUGGGGGACAAAGCCUUCAGAACUCCCGGACCAGUGACUAUCGUGAGACUAUCGGGCUGAAGGAGGCUGUUCCUCGUAAGCCGGAGUCAUUACAAAGCACGACAGUGCUGCAAAAGCUGGGUACAAACCCAUUUGAAGCAACUGAGCAUAGUAAUCGCCAAACCAGCGGGGAUGAGUCAGCUACAAACGCUGAAGUGGCAGACAAUGAUAAUAGAAAAGCUAAUGGAGCCGUAAGCAUUAUGUUGGAAGGCAAAGAGACCCUAACAGCUUGUAAGAGACUCUGCGAAGAAGAAUACGGUGAAGGACACUUGAGGAAGCUAGAGCGAGAGCAAGGGGCAUCAAAGGUGUUGCUUACAAGCGGCAUUGGCGAAGAGGCGCAGCAUAAAACCAGUGCAACCGACAGUCUUGUCGAGGUGCUCCCUACGAAGUGGGAAAUUUUCACUCUGUUUCUUGGUUCCCUAUUCAUAUACGUGUUGAUAUUUCUCUGCACGCGAGAGGUUUCGCAUGCGAUAUUGCUGCUCUUCUGCUGCCUCUUUGGGCUUAGGAUCCGCAUGGAAGGUAGCGGCAGCAGCAGCGGAGGCAGCUACACUGCUCUGUGGCUGCUAGUGCUGCAGCUUCUUGUGCUUGUGGCCAUGUGCAUUAUUAGCCUUGUGAAGCAAACAGCCAACGCAGGAGAACUGCUAAAGCAGCUUGAGAAUAAUAGACUCUAUGAAGCCGAUAUUCGCAUCAGUAAGUUCUCAGAAGUCGUUCCUUCCCUCUGCGCAGCUUACUGUUGCGCGGGUUCUCACGCACGAAAAAUGAGGAAAAGUGCUUCGCUGAUUCGCGCCAGAAAACCCUUCAGUUGCAAAGACAGUGUUCGGCAGCACAUGCUUAGCGUAGGUACUGUGCUUUGCUUGUGA
Molecule: messenger RNA, 2034 nt
Organism: Eimeria necatrix
Lineage: Eukaryota; Apicomplexa; Conoidasida; Eucoccidiorida; Eimeriidae
Exons: 1
Coding region: 1-2034 (677 amino acids)
Source: RefSeq, a predicted model, not a curated record